Messenger RNA from Exaiptasia diaphana, 1198 nucleotides. RefSeq names its product RNA 3'-terminal phosphate cyclase-like protein. NCBI's taxonomy places the organism in Eukaryota, Metazoa, Cnidaria, Anthozoa, Actiniaria, Aiptasiidae. Gene Ontology annotation, molecular function: RNA endonuclease activity. The record is from RefSeq and is a predicted model, not a curated record. The coding region runs from base 19 to 1146 and encodes 375 amino acids. Gene Ontology annotation, cellular component: nucleolus. Gene Ontology annotation, biological process: endonucleolytic cleavage of tricistronic rRNA transcript (SSU-rRNA, 5.8S rRNA, LSU-rRNA); ribosome biogenesis. The transcript has 9 exons.
ACGUGUAUCAUUUUCAAGAUGGCCGACAGCACUUUAACAUUUGAAGGAUGCAAUUAUUUUCGUCUUCGUCUCGUUCUAGCGACUCUUAGCAAUCGUCCCGUAAGAAUAAAGAAUAUUAGAACUCAAGAUGAUAACCCUGGGCUAAAAGAUUUUGAAGCCAGUUUCAUCAGAUUAAUGGAUAAGCUAACUAAUGGUUCCCACAUUGAAGUCAACGAAACAGGCACAAGUUUAUUUUACAAGCCUGGUCUUUUAGCUGGAGGAACCAUUGAUCAUGAAUGUAAUCCACAAAGGUCAAUUGGAUAUUACCUUGAAGGGGUUGUCAUGUUAGCUCCAUUUUGUAAGAAACCACUCAGACUUACCUUGCAAGGCAUAACAAAUGAUGGGUUUGACCCUUCGGUUGAUGUAAUAAAAACAGUCACAAUACCCUUAAUGAAAAGAUUUGUGGUUGAUGAUGAAGGUUUUGAUAUUAAAAUAAGCAAGAGAGGUAGCCCACCUGAAGGAGGUGGACAGAUUCUUUUCACAUGUCCUGUUCGUAAGACUCUUAGACCUCUUCAAUUUACAGAUCCAGGAAAAAUAAAAAGAAUAAGAGGUUUAGCUUAUGCUACAAGAGUAUCGCCUGCCAUGGUGAAUCGAGUUGUUGAUGCUACUAGAGGUGUAUUGAACCAGUUUGUGUCCGAUAUUUACAUUUACACUGACCACUGUAGAGGACAGCAAGCAGGAAAGUCAUCUGGUUUUGGUCUAUCACUAGUAGCAGAAACAACAAAUGGUGCUCUUCUCAGCUCACAAAGGUCAUCCAACAUUGCAGGAGUGGGUGAACCAACAAUUCCUGAAGAUCUUGGUAGAGAAACAGCCAACAAACUACUGCUAGAAAUAUACAAGGGUGGUUGUAUUGAUUCAAGACAUCAAAGUAUUGCUCUAUUAUUCAUGGCUAUGGGUCAACCUGAUGUAUCAAGAGUUUUAACGGGACCAUUAACACCCUAUACGAUCCAGUUUCUUAGACAUCUCAAAGAAUUUACAGGAGUCAUGUUCAAGAUUCAAACUMAAGACAAAGACUCUGAAGAUGAUAGCAAAACAGGAGGGAAAACUCGAGUCCUUUUGUCAUGUGUUGGCAUGGGUUUUACCAAUGUUAACAAAGGAAUUAUUUAAAAUUUUUGUAUUAAAUAUUUGGCUAAUGAUAAUAAAAUUUCAAUUGAAUAUU